AUGUCGGCUCCCUCCCGCGACGCGAAUUACACCGCACUGAAGCCGCAAGCACCAACUCCUCUCCUGCGAAGCGAACCUCCCAUGCAAGUCAAGUUUCUCCCACCUCCUGUUUACUCAGACGGCAUCGAUGCAGGCUGCACCUUUGAGGGCUUCAUCCGCGACGACGCCUAUUUCUGCGCAGUAAUGGCAACUUACCUGCUAGACCAGGGCGCAAUCCCCGGUCCAGGUCCAUACCGUUUCGCACGCCUUCCAGAUGGCUACUCCGGCUACCGGCGCAUAAGUGGGGACGAGUCGGUCCAGGUUGAUCGAGUCAUUGCUGGACAUCCUUCCGGCAUGUACUUCACCACCACGGCCGACUUCGUCGAUCAUCUCGCUUGGCUGCAAAUUGACCGAGAAGGAAUGGUCAAUCCAACUUGUCCCUGCGCUAUGUGCAGCGGAACCCCACGAGCAGGAGAAGAGCAUCUGAUACGGGAGGCUGAUUUCUUGCCGGUUCGCACUGCUCAGCUUGUUGAGGAACACUUCGGCGAGUCAGCCGCAGCUCUGCAGCCGCCGCCCUCACCAGGAGAGUUGUGGUGCGACUGGUGUCUUACUCUGCACUCGUUUGGCACGCCUUGCGACACGGAUAACGAUAAGCAGAUCACCGAGGAAGAGAUGGAACUCGCCCGUGAGCUUGGAUUGCUAGAAGAUACGCUGGAGAACAGUUGA
This is a messenger RNA of Lecanosticta acicola, 705 nucleotides long. NCBI's taxonomy places the organism in Eukaryota, Fungi, Ascomycota, Dothideomycetes, Mycosphaerellales, Mycosphaerellaceae. The record is from the annotation of a GenBank genome assembly.